Molecule: messenger RNA, 1028 nt
Organism: Lactuca virosa
Lineage: Eukaryota; Viridiplantae; Streptophyta; Magnoliopsida; Asterales; Asteraceae
Source: the annotation of a GenBank genome assembly
GUGUAUUAAUUAAAUUAUAAAUGUUGGAGUUUGGGGGCCAAAAUUUUCUAUAUAAGGUCGCCCAUGUAUUUUCCAAGAACUCAUCAACGAUCUUGUAAAGAAGUGGUUAAAUUAGGGUUGCGGCAUUAAUAGAAAGAUGGCUCUAUCCGGAAAAUUAAUUGGUCAUGUAGAGAUUAGUAAAAAGGGAGAUGUCUUCCAUGAUCUCUUUAGGCACAACCCACAUCAGAUUGUUGCGAUAUCCCCUGAUAAGGUCCAUGACUGUGAACUGCAUGCUGGUGAGAGGGGGGUCGUUGGAUCGACAAUCUGUUGGCACUAUACUCAUGAGGGAAAGAAGAAAACUUCUAAGCAGAUAAUUGAAGCAGUCAAUGAGGAAAACCACAUGAUUGUGUUUAAGAUUAUUGGAGGAGAUCUGGUGGAGGAGAUAUACAAGACCUUUACAAUCAUCUUGCAUGUUGAACAGAAGGGUGAUGGACAGGUCGCGACUUGGACCUUUGAGUUUGAGAAGCCAGAUAUAAGUACCCCCUAUCCAACUUCUUUGAUGGACUACCUUUGCAAUCUCGUGAAGGACUUGGAUGCCCAUAGCAGCACUAAGUAGUUCUGCAAUAUUUCUAAUUUAUCAAAGACGGUAAUGAAUGGAAGUUCUAGAUGUGUGUUUCUCCAUUCAAAGAAUAAAUUAAGAUGGUGAAUAAAGAAACAGACGUGCUCGUGUUGUUAUAGUAUCGAUGAACCUUUGCGAUUUGGUGUGAUAUUAUGAUAUAUUCAUGUAUGAUUAAUCUCCUUUCUCAGUAAUUUUUGUUGUUAGAAUGUUUUUCGAUCCCCAAAACAAAUCGUGAGAUAUAACGAUCGAUCUCUGAACCUACACAUGUCAUGACCUUUCUAUGAACUGGAACAAGCAUCUUUAAUCCAAUUAUACGCUAUAUCUUAGAAGAAUCUGAGCUAAGAAAUAUAGCAUCUUUUGAAAAGUAUACGAAGUGGGUAGCCUUUGACUUUUCAGGGGUCUAUUUAAAUAUUUAAUCAUAACAACGACU